Molecule: messenger RNA, 1617 nt
Organism: Cariama cristata (Red-legged seriema)
Lineage: Eukaryota; Metazoa; Chordata; Aves; Cariamiformes; Cariamidae
Product: thrombospondin-2-like
Exons: 9
Biological process (GO): negative regulation of angiogenesis; cell adhesion
Cellular component (GO): extracellular region
Molecular function (GO): calcium ion binding
Source: RefSeq, a predicted model, not a curated record
GACAACUGCCCCCUUCUGCCUAACUCUGGCCAGGAAGACUUCGAUAAAGAUGGCAAAGGAGAUGCUUGUGAUGAGGAUGAUGACAAUGAUGGUGUUGAAGAUGACAAAGACAAUUGCCCUCUUCUGUUCAACCCUCGUCAGUUUGAUUAUGACAAGGAUGAAGUUGGUGACCGCUGUGAUAAUUGCCCCUAUGUGCACAACCCUGCUCAGAUUGACACAGAUAAUAAUGGGGAGGGUGACUCAUGUGCUGUGGAUAUUGACGGAGAUGACAUUUUUAAUGAGCGAGAUAAUUGUCCUUACGUCUAUAACACAGACCAGAGUGACACAGAUGGUGAUGGAGUUGGUGAUCAGUGUGAUAAUUGUCCAUUGAUGCAUAAUCCAGACCAGACUGAUGCAGAUAAUGACCUUGUUGGUGACCAGUGUGACAACAAUGAGGACAUAGAUGAAGAUGGCCACCAGAACAACCAGGAUAACUGCCCGUACAUCCCCAAUGCUAACCAGGCUGACCAUGAUAAAGAUGGUAAAGGGGAUGCCUGUGAUCCUGAUGAUGACAAUGAUGGUGUCCCAGAUGACAGGGACAAUUGUCGCCUCAGAUACAACCCUGAGCAGGAGGACUCUGAUGGUGAUGGCAGAGGUGAUAUUUGCAAAGAUGACUUUGACAAUGACAAUGUCCCAGAUAUUUAUGAUGUAUGCCCUGAAAACAAUGCCAUCAGUGAAACUGAUUUCAGAAAGUUCCAGAUGGUCCCCCUGGACCCCAAGGGAACAGCUCAGAUUGAUCCCAACUGGGUUAUUCGCCACCAAGGCAAGGAACUGGUGCAGACUGCCAACUCUGAUCCUGGAAUAGCUGUAGGCUACGAUGAGUUCAGCUCCGUGGACUUCAGUGGGACGUUCUAUGUUAACACAGACCGCGAUGAUGACUAUGCCGGCUUUGUGUUUGGCUACCAGUCCAGCAGUCGGUUUUAUGUUCUGAUGUGGAAGCAGGUGACUCAGACCUACUGGGAGGACAAACCCACCAGGGCUUAUGGCUAUUCUGGUGUGUCACUCAAAGUAGUGAAUUCAACAACUGGUGCUGGUGAACACUUGAGAAAUGCUCUCUGGCACACAGGAAACACCCCUGGACAGGUGCGUACUUUGUGGCACGAUCCCAAGAACAUUGGCUGGAAAGAUUAUACUGCUUACAGGUGGCAUUUGAUUCAUAGGCCUAAAACAGGAUUAAUAAAAGUUUUAGUGUAUGAAGGGAAACAAGUCAUGGUGGAUUCUGGACCAAUCUAUGAUACAACCUUUGCUGGUGGACGAUUAGGUCUUUUUGUCUUCUCUCAAGAGAUGGUCUAUUUCUCUGACCUCAAAUAUGAAUGCAGAGAUGCUUGAGCAAUGGUUGCUGCAUUACCAGCAAAAUACUGUAAAUGCUACGCAACCUGGACACCUCAGUUCAUCCUGGUACUCCCAGUUUCUAUUUUUGUGUACCUCCUCUCCUCUGUCCUCGUGCUCCACUCACAAGGUGCCUCCUUGCUGCCAGGAGUGCCUCAGCCAUCCCUCCACUCAAGUGCCUUCUCACAGCCAGGACUGAUGAAACCUAAACGUGAGCGUCCAACCCACCACUGAAGCAAAAGCAGAUUG